Messenger RNA from Physcomitrium patens, 1367 nucleotides. RefSeq names its product peroxidase 71. Lineage: Eukaryota; Viridiplantae; Streptophyta; Bryopsida; Funariales; Funariaceae. Gene Ontology annotation, biological process: response to oxidative stress; hydrogen peroxide catabolic process. The record is from RefSeq and is a predicted model, not a curated record. Gene Ontology annotation, molecular function: peroxidase activity; heme binding.
UUCCACCACCUACUAGCACAUCGGUGAACCGAAUCUUACCAGUACGAUGGGGAGGUGGCCCUCACCGGCGUUACUGGCGAUCUUCGUAACCAUCGCCCUUGCCAUGAAUUCAAUCACCCCGGCUGCCGCUCACACUGGACUCAAGGUAGGGUUCUAUCGUCACAGCUGUCCCCAAGUGGAGGCCAUCGUCUACAACUCUAUGGCUCAAUCCACCAAGGCCGACGACACCGUUGCACCUGGAAUCCUUCGGAUGGCGUUCCACGAUUGCUUCGUCCGGGUACGUGAUCGUCUUGAUUUGCAGCACCCCAGCCAGCUGGAUCGAGUCGCAGAGCUUGCGCUGAGAAGUACCUGGAUUUCAAAUUCAGUUUUCCCGAGUUGUCUGCUUCUGCUUCAGAUGCUUCACACUGUAACCGCAACAUCUCCUCACAGGAUUGUUCCGUCUCUGUGGUUUCUUCAGGGCUGCGACGCUUCCGUUCUGCUAGAAGGACCCAAUACAGAGCGAAGAGCUAGAACCAACACGGGACUCCAUGGCUUUGACGCCAUCGACGCCGCAAAAAGAGCUGUGGAGAACGCUUGCCCGGGCGUAGUCUCAGCCGCCGAUGUGUUGCAGUUCGCCGCCCGUGACGCAGUUGUACUGGCUGGAGGUUACGGGUGGCAUGUGCCCGCUGGGCGUCGAGACGGAACGGUUUCCAUCAUGGAAGAAGCACUGAACCUGCCCGCCCCGAGCAUGACCGUGUCCCAACUCAUAGAUGUGUUCGGGCGGAAGGGCUUGAGCCCCUCCCAAAUGGUAGUCCUAUCAGGUGCCCACACCAUCGGAAAAGCCCCGUGCGUCACAUUCGACGACCGCGUUCAGACAACCCCGGUGGACCCAACUCUGGCUCCCAGCUUCGCCACGUUCUUGAAGGGGCAGUGCCCGUAUGCAGCAAUCCAAUCCACCAGCGUGGACAUGGAUUCCACCGCGCACACAUUCGACAGCCAGUACUUCAAGGACAUCAUCGCCGGGAGAGGCCUGCUCACCUCGGACCAGAGCCUGUUGUACGACUCCCGCACCAGCGGGGGUGUGUACGCCAACAACGGCGCGGCAUUCUACCGCAACUUCGCCAAGGCGAUGGUGAAGAUGAGCCAGAUUGAGGUGCUCACAGGUUUGGACGGCGAAAUUCGGCGACAGUUUGACCAGGUGAACAGCCACUAGAAAGGAAAGGGGGCCCAGGAAACAAGGCCGCCCAGAUAUGGAGAGCAUCCGUGUAUCAUAGAGUAGAUUAGGACGAGUUCAUUGCACAUGGUGAGCGUCAACUGCCACGUGCUCAUUCUUUCCGGUGCACAGCAUCGGCAUGCUUUGCGUUGCUUGUCGUAAGCAAUUUACCGCA